UUUCACCAAUCCAAGAUGUGUAUGGAUCACUAUAAUAAUGAUACAACGUUUCGAUGUUAUUAUUUUACCUUCCUAACCGAAGCCAUGUCGUGUGCGAAAUUUUCUAUAUGGUUUCUAUGUAUAUUAUUUCAUUCCCAUUAUAGUUAUGGAAGACAUUUUACUAAUGAUUGGGCUGUACAAUUAAACGGUGGAGACGAUAUGGCCAAACAAUUGGCUGACGAAAUGGGCUAUUAUAAUUUGGGGCAGAUACGAGGUUUUCCCAAUGUAUAUUUACUAAGAAAAAAAGAGCAUCCAUCGAGAUCGAAGAGAGAAGCUAAACAAUUAAAUAAAAUACUAAAUGAGGAUCCACGGGUUCUAUGGGCCGAACAACAGGAAAUUAGAGUACGAGAUAAACGUAAUUUACGUUUGGUCGGUCGCAAUGGUGACUUUUAUGUUAAUCGUUUUAAUGAUCAACUAUGGCCUAAAGAGUGGUAUUUGCACAAUUCUCGAAGCGAGAAUGAAAUAACAAGGAGUAUGAAUGUCAUUCCAGUAUGGGAUAUGGGAUAUACAGGAAGAGGAGUUGUUCUGUCUGUAAUGGACGAUGGACUUGAAUGGAAUCAUACAGAUUUAAUUCGGAAUUAUGAUUCCAGGGCGAGUUGGGAUAGUAACGAUAAUGAUCCCGAUCCUUUUCCUCGAUACGACGAUGUGGAUUCAAAUAAACACGGAACUCGAUGUGCUGGUGUGAUUGCCAUGAUCGAAAAUAAUUUAAAAUGUGGAGUGGGUAUUGCUUAUAAUUCGAAAAUUGGAGCGAUUCGUAUGUUGGAUGGACCCAUCACAGAUGUCAUCGAAGGGUUAUCGAUAGCCUUUAAUAUAGAUUAUAUAGAUAUUUUCACUGCAUCUUGGGGUCCAACCGAUGAUGGAAAAACCGUAGAUGGACCUAAAACUUUGGCAUCGAAAGCAUUAGAGAAAGGAGCCAUUAUAGGAAGAAAUGGGAGAGGUGUUAUCUACAUUUGGGCAUCCGGAAAUGGUGGUUUUUUCGACAAUUGUAACUGCGAUGGUUAUGUUAGUUCCAUCUACACUCUUUCAAUCGGAAGUGUCAGUUAUGCCGGGAAACGUCUCUUCUAUUCCGAAAAGUGCUCUUCAACUAUAGCUACGACCUAUUCGAGUGGAUAUAUAGGCAAGAAUAAAAUAUGUGCUACAGAUUUACACGAUAAAUGCACUAAUCAGCAUUCUGGAACAUCGGCCUCGGCUCCUAUGGCUGCUGGAAUUAUUGCAUUGGUGUUAGAAGCAAAUCCUUACUUGACGUGGAGAGACAUUCAUCAUAUAAUAGUGUGGACGACUGACGUAAUGCCUUUAUUAGAAAACAAAGGAUGGAAAAUGAAUUCCAUAGGUUUGAUGUACAAUAGUCAAUUUGGUUUUGGGUUGCUGAAUGCUGAAGCAAUGGUAAAAACAGCAGUAAAAUGGGAAUACUUACCUCAGAAAACGACAUGUGAUGUCAAUGCAGAAGUAAGUUUUCCUGUACCGAUCUCUUCUAACAAAUCGGCCGUUAUCAUUUUUCAAACCGACGGAUGCAGAGAUACAUGGAAUGAAGUUAAUUAUUUAGAACACGUUCAAGUGUGUUUAUCCAUCGACUACACUGUUAGAGGAGCUUUGGAUUUAUAUUUAGUAUCACCCUCGGGAACCGAAACAAUUCUCCUUACUCGAAGACCUAAAGAUAAAGCGAUCGAAGGCUUUAAAAAUUGGAAAUUUUUAACCGUUCAUCUUUGGGGUGAAAGUCCUACAGGAUUAUGGAAACUCGUAAUAAGAGAUAUGGUAAUUUUCUAACAUUUUUUCCUAUAAG
Messenger RNA from Centruroides sculpturatus (bark scorpion), 1819 nucleotides. RefSeq names its product neuroendocrine convertase 1-like. Gene Ontology annotation, molecular function: serine-type endopeptidase activity. The transcript has 13 exons. The coding region runs from base 16 to 1803 and encodes 595 amino acids. NCBI's taxonomy places the organism in Eukaryota, Metazoa, Arthropoda, Arachnida, Scorpiones, Buthidae. The record is from RefSeq and is a predicted model, not a curated record. Gene Ontology annotation, biological process: protein processing. Gene Ontology annotation, cellular component: Golgi membrane; trans-Golgi network.